GGAGCUACUGCUAUCUGUUGUCAAAAGUUGUGAAGCCACGUCAUUGUUGUAUGUCAGACGAUAAGUAAUUUGUUUUUUGAAUAAUGAAUAUUUUUCGGUUAUUAGGAGAUUUAUCUCACCUUCUAGCUAUUAUUAUCCUUCUUGUCAAAAUAUGGAAAACAAGAUCAUGUGCAGGAAUAUCGGGGAAAUCGCAAAUUUUAUUUGCCGUGGUCUACACUUCGCGGUACUUGGACCUAAUCAAUGCAUUCAUCUCGCCUUACAACACAGUAAUGAAAAUUGUCUUCCUUGCUGCUUCCUAUGGAACCAUCUAUCUUAUGUACAUGAAGUUUAAGGCCACUUAUGACGUCAACCACGACACAUUCAGGAUUGAAUUUCUCCUCGCACCAGCCGCCGUUCUGGCUUUGAUUGUUAAUCAUGCUUUUGAACCUCUUGAGAUCCUGUGGACCUUCAGCAUCUACCUUGAGUCGGUGGCCAUUUUGCCGCAACUGUUCCUUGUGUCGAAGACUGGCGAGGCGGAGAGCAUCACCUCUCACUACCUGUUCAUGUUGGGCUCCUACCGGGCUCUCUACAUCUUCAACUGGAUCUACCGCUACUAUGCCGAGACCCACUACGAUCUGAUUGCAAUUGUCGCCGGAAUUGUGCAGACAGUGCUCUAUUGUGAUUUCUUCUAUCUCUACAUAACCAAAGUGCUUAAAGGCAAGAAACUACAACUGCCCGCCUAAAUCGAGGCGACAGGCAAUAGUCUACUAAGAUUUAGACUUUCUGGUCCGAUGCGUGUCUGAUUGAAGAAGAAGCGCUUGCUCAUGAGCUGGAGAAUGGCUAAAAACACACAAAUCCUUGACGUGUGCCCUGUCCACGUGGUGUUGUUAACUUCAGACAAUUUGUAUUAUAAUGAUAAUAAUUACUAUUUAUACUCAGAAAUUGAUACAAAAAUUAGAGUUAAAUGUAGUGACUAUUUGGGACGUAUAAUAUCAGUAUAGUGAACUCUGCAGAUUUAGGUCUAAAUGUUGCAAUUGAAUUGAUAACAAUCAAUAGUUUCCUUCUGUUAUUGGCAAUAUACGUUUGAAUAAAUAUAUAAGAUACGUUCUGAUAAAAUAUCUAAAUAAUAAGUGUAUGAGAUGUGUGAGAGUGGUUGAGUAAAUUAACUUAAUUUAUUAUAUAAUUAACUUAAUUUAUUAUAUAAUAACUGUCUUGGGGAUGUGAGAUGAGGGUGUUUUAAAUUGAGUUGCUAGUAUUUUUUAGUAUUGCCAGAGGUGAAUUUGAACGGUACGACUUUUCUAUCAUUCUCUAAAUUCCAUACAUCAGAAUCCAUCCUCUGCAGUUAGAAAACCUAUAAAUCAUAUACUUUCCUUUACUUCACAUUACUCAGGUUAAUCAUCCUUUAUUAAAUCGAUUGUUUAGGAAUAACUAUGAGUUUAGGUAUAACUAUGGAACUAGAAAUCCUUUACUUCACAUUACUCAGGUUAAUCAUCCUUUAUUAAAUCAAUUGUUUAGGUUUAACUAUGGAAUUGAAGAAUGUUCAAGUGACACAUAACCUAGACUGUUGUCAAAAUUAGAAUUGGAACCGUUUUGGGUGAGAGUCUGUGCUACUUUUCUGUAAGUUGUGUAAUUCUGAAUAAUUAAAAGUUUGUAGGCUAUACAGCAUUGGUAUGAUGCUUUUCAGACUCAAGAAUUGAAAGAAAAUAUCGAAGAAAUUACAAUUCACGAAUCUAUUUCAACUGCUUGUGUUUGAAAAUGAAAAGUCUCAAUUGCAUGUGAACUAAUGAAUGUAACUUGAGUAAUUGUGAGAGUAAAUUCUAGAUUGGUUACUCAUUCUCAACUCAUAAUUUAUUUUCUAUCACACCUUAGUAGCUAGAUUAUAGCUUAUGUUAAUGUCAUUGUUUUUAGAUAAGGAUCUGGAGGUUCCAAAUGUAAUCCAAAUCAAACUAAAGAUUUCAAUCUUUCUUCUAGCUGAGCAAUUUUUUACUAGUAGUCUAAUUGAAUUAAUCAAUGGUUUGUAUUCAAGCCAUUUGAAUUCGCCUUACAUUUUUAUCUGUUAUUUUACUGGCUGAUAAUACCUUUUAAAAUGAUUGAGAAGAAAGAAAAUAACCUGAUAAUACUCGCUCUUUGGUUUUAACAUUAUCCAUAUUACUCACAAGUAAAAUGAAUCAAUGCUUUGUCCUAAUUGUUUGUAGUUUCCAAACUAAUUUGCUUUGUUUCAUGGUGUACAACUAUUCUUAUUGUUUGAUAUGAACUUUUUUAACACUAUCAUAGUUGAAUGUUUCCUAUUAAAAUCAAGAAUCUAAUAGGUAGCCUAAUAGUUCUAUUAAAAUAAAAUCAUUGUAUGUCUCAGAUCCAUUUGAUAUCUGCUGAAAUAUUGUGCUAAAUUAUGAGUUUCCUUCAAAUUUCCAACUUGGUACGGUUAUUUCUAACCGAGUAUAUAGAGAGGUUUGAAGAAUACGUGUUCAAAAUUUGAAGCUGAUUGAUCAAUUCUUUCUGAAGUUAUUGUAGAACAUACAAACAGACGGAUUUUGGUCUUCACUGAGUCGAAAGUGAGAAGUAACGUUUUGAGUCGAUAGUCCGGGUAACGUUUUUAGAUGAUUGCUCAUAAGAAAGUCUUGAUACUAUUAUUGGUGUUUUACCAAUAUAUUCCUAUCACUUUCCUGAUAUACUGUCACAAUUCUUCCAUCCAUAGCCUUCUUAUUGCAACUAUUUUUGAGAAGGUUUAAUUCUGAAUUCCGAAUUUCUCAAUUCAAGUUCAAAUUAACUAGCUUCUUUAUUCUUCAUUGAUUCAUACAGUAAGUACAUCAUCAAAGUGAUAGGGAGAGAAAAAUAAGGUAACCUUGUGCUAUUCCUCUCCCAAAUUCAGAUAAGGUUACACUCAAGUCUUGUAGUUGUUCACUUCCUAUAAUCAUAGUUUUAAAUCUUAACGUUGGAACUUUUGAUUUACAUUUUAAGUGUAAAAAUUGCACAAAUCCAAGCACAAGGGCUCAUCACACAAACGAUAUUAUUUUAUUUAUUUAUUUACAAAUACACAUAAUCAAGCUGAUGGAAGGAAAUGAACAGGAUUCCCCUAAACUGUUUCACUGUUCUCUCCUGAAUUUUUAUAGUUAAUAUAGAUUAAAUGAGAUUAUGCUGGCGCCACACUCUCGCCAAGUGUGUACAAAUGACGACAAGCGCUAUGGGGAUGGCUACUAUCCCAUAAUAUAGCCCAAAUGAGGUUUUGCGGGCGCCCACACUCUUGCCAAGUGUGUAUAAAUGACGACAAGCGCUAUGGGGAUGGCUUCUACCAUGGCUUACUUCAGAUAUCUAUAGUAGUCUGUGCUUCUACCCCAUAAUAUAGCCCAAAAAUGAGGUUUUGCCGGCGCCACACUCUUGCCAAGUGCGUACAAAUGACGAGCGCAAGAGUGUGGAUGACUACUAUGCUACCGCUUGCCCUCACUUGCCUUCGCUCCGACUCUUGUGGAGACAAGGCAAGCAGAGGCUAGUGGCUCCAUAUCACUGAUUUUUAUGUGGCGCUCAUCUUCUGGUCACAUUUUGCAGUGUGGUUGGUAAGAAGAACGCGAGCCGCUCGUGUUGGCCUUUUUCGACCAAACAAGUAACUUGGCAAGAGUGUGGCCUAGGCAUCAUGUUUAGUAUGUUGUAAUAUUGGGUACCGUAUUCUAAAGCUGCGUUUACACCAAAGUUAUCAACAAAAUGUUUAUUUCUCCGUCCUUAUAGAUUCUAUUAGAUUGAACAUAACUUAUCAUACACAUGAUGAACAUAAUGUGUUUGUCAAGUUCCGUUCAAUCUAAUAGAAUCUAUAAGGGCGGAAAAAUAAACAUUUUUUAACAACUUUGGUGUAAACGCAGCUUUACCAAUCCGAUUUUAUUAAUUUGAUCCCAUGUUAUCGUCAAAAUGUCUAUGAGUGUUUUUCAUCAUCAUAAUGGAAAACCUUCAAUAUUUUGAUGAAAUCUCAAUCACUGUUUUCUAGUAUUUUCUGUUUUCGGAAACCUUACAAAUGGUUAAAGAGUCGUGUGCAGGCUGUAUAUACUUUUCAGGAAUAAUCUAGAGUAUUUAGAGUUGUAUUUUUAUUUGAGUCGAUUGUUGAUGAUUAUGAGUUUUAUCAAUGUAACUGCCUACUGAGUUUGAUAAUAUUAUUCUGAUGUAUUGGCAAUUAAAUAUUGAUUUCUUCUAAAAA
Molecule: messenger RNA, 4159 nt
Organism: Nilaparvata lugens (brown planthopper)
Lineage: Eukaryota; Metazoa; Arthropoda; Insecta; Hemiptera; Delphacidae
Gene: KdelR
Product: ER lumen protein-retaining receptor
Exons: 5
Coding region: 84-722 (212 amino acids)
Biological process (GO): endoplasmic reticulum to Golgi vesicle-mediated transport; protein retention in ER lumen
Cellular component (GO): membrane; cis-Golgi network; endoplasmic reticulum
Molecular function (GO): ER lumen protein retrieval receptor activity
Source: RefSeq, a predicted model, not a curated record